Ceratina calcarata is the source of this 1175-nucleotide messenger RNA. RefSeq lists its product as uncharacterized. The record is from RefSeq and is a predicted model, not a curated record. The coding region runs from base 306 to 665 and encodes 119 amino acids. The transcript has a single exon. NCBI's taxonomy places the organism in Eukaryota, Metazoa, Arthropoda, Insecta, Hymenoptera, Apidae.
GCUGUGGACAGAAAAUAUGUGUAUUUAAUUUCGAUGUUAUUGAAUAAAAAUAUAUAAGAACUUCUGCGACGACAAAUACGAAUUCGGACCGGUUAAACGAGAAGUGCAAAGGCGCAUACGACUAUUUGAAAAAAGAAAAGAGUCGUGACGUGAGAAAAGUGUACCAGGACCAAGGGCGCAGUCGAAAGAGAGAGAGAUGCAGGAAAUUAGUUGGGAAAUACUGAUGAAAGACUGGGAUUAAUAUAUGCAGUACCACGGGCGGGCAGCAACGAAGGACAACUAUUGCCAGAGGCCGGUGUCCCUCGAUGCAGCCACGGCAAUACCGGCUCCGAAGCUACGGUGUAUCGUCGGCACACGGCGACGGCCAAAUGCUGUUGCCGAUGAACAGCAGUAACACCGGCCAGGCAAACAGCACCCAGCCGGGGAACGAGGCGCCGGUGGCCACCGCCGCGAAUCUUACCCACCGGCGUCCCACUAUCUCGCCGCAGCAGAACGCGCCAUACGAAUCCCAGCCCCAACUCCAGCCACAGCCACCUCGCCGCAUACCCAUUCCCAUAUCGAACACAGCCUUGAUCGCGACCUCGACCACGACCACGACCUCGACCUCGACCUCGAACACGACGAACAGUCAUCAACGUUCCCAUCCUCUUGGCCUUCAGAACUGAACGCAAGGUAUGGCUGAACACUAAAGCCGCGAGACAGGGUCCCAUGAUUUCAUAUAUCUAUUCAUGAUCUGUUGCGAAUCUACCUUCAAUAGAUCUGCUGGGACAGCUACUGUUGGGAAGAUGAUUUAAGGGCUGAUCCCGGAAGCCAAAAUAAAGCAAGGAACAAGAAAACUGGAUCCGAGGAUUGAUCAAACCUUUUUUGGAAAUAGAAUUACUUAUUUGAUAUUGGACCAAAUAACACAAUUUUCUGUGGGGUGCUAAAAGACUCAUGUAUGCAUAUAAUGUGUAACACAGUUUAACAUUUUUAUAUCACAUCCAGUAGAUUUAAAAAAAUUUUUUGUUCUUGAUUUUUGCCAUAUGUUGGCUUCUAAAGAUCACGCCUUAAAAUUUACUACCACUAGUAGCUGUACACUAUAUUUAUAACGAAAGAGCAGGGAUAAUUUAAAAAUGAAGUCAAAUUAAAACUAAAUUCAAUUUCAUAUCUUGUUUCUAUAUUUUUCUAAUAUUUAA